AUGGACUUUUGGACGCGGUUGAUCGGCGGCGUCGGCACACCGAAGAGUAAACAGCCAUCCGCCUCGAACAGCCCCCAGCAGCGCCUGGCGCGCUUCAAGCGGGUCUACGAUCAUCUUCUGCACGUUUGGCACAAGAGCAAGCAACGCGUCUCAGGCACACAAGCCGAAGAGACUAUCCGCAACUGCCUCCAGCGCAUAACCUCGAUACUCCGCGAUGAAUCCCACUCUCCCGAGCCGCAUCUAUGCCUGUCCUUUGCAGCAUCUUCGCAAAUCUUCUCCAAGGUCUCCAGGAUUGCAUAUGUCUCGCGCAAUGAGCGUAUCAUCAAGGACGCCGUGGCCUUCUUCGCCGCCCUCGUGGACAGCGAGGAGGACUUUCUGGACAAUGCCCCUUUUGCAGAGUCGCUGAUGACCUUCAUUAGCAAUGUCUCUGGAUCGGGCAACGCAAUCUGCGGAGAGGACACAACAGGCGAGAUCGUGGAGCUGUUGUUCGGGAUUGCGGCGAAGAUUAGACUGCAGCCAGAGAUAUUGCCAGUGUGGUUCAGCACCCGCAAGCCAAACGCUAGCCAGAUAGCUGCCGAGAUGGAGGGCAAACCAGACUUUGCUUUCGUCGACGUCACACAGAAAGACGACUUUCCUCUCUGCUACCACCUGGUUGACCAUGUGCAUCACGAGGGACGGAUUGGUGACUUUGCCAGGACUGGACUCCUGUAUAUCUUCGAAUCCGCCUCCAAGUCGGCAGUAUUAGAGCAAUGGAUAGUGGAAAGUGACCUGGCUACACUGAUAGCUAGCGGUCUAGGAGCAUUGUAUAGCCAGUUAAGCAGGAAGCUAUCCAUAUCCCAUGCUCGAGGCGAAUUGCCAACCAUUCUAGCCCUGUCGGACUAUGCGCAGAUGGAAGCAUCCCCGGAGGCAGACAGCGUGUUAUCGCCGCAGUUCAACGUACCCAUGAAUACCUUCAUGUCGUAUCUAGCUUUUUGGCAAGAUUUACUGGAAUACUGCAAGUCAAUUGACGUCCGGCAGACGCUGCUAGAUCACUUUCAAGUGCUGUUUCUGCGACAGCUGCUGUACCCCUCGGUGCUGGAAUCCUCAGACGCUGAUGGCGGCUCCGCCGUUGCUGUUCUCACCUACAUCCGAUGUCUUCUUGAAACUCUUGACCAUCCAGAGCUGAUACAUAUGGUCCUGAUUUAUUUACUGGCUUUACCGGACCUUGCGGAUGUUGCAAGGCCUCGGACGCCCUUGUCCCCUAUCGCUGCUCAACGCCGAGAGUCGCUCAUGCUGCUGACCCAGGCCAACAACGAAGAAGAUAGGCUGAACCCUUCGCUAUUCAACCUAGCAGACCUUAUCCUUAGCAGCAGUCAAUCACGGAAUCCACAGACAUUGAUGUCUGCGCUAAGGCUAAUCUCAGUUUUUCUGAGGAAGCACUGGAGUUAUGCACGCUUGUUCGGCUCUUCUGCUACGCAGAUGACCGAGCCUCACCGCACCAUAGGCGCUUUGAACGCAGAACUGGCAUCCUACCUCGCGCUAGCAGAAGGCCUUGGAGGUGAUUCGGGAAUGGACGAAGCGUACGAAGCUACGCUUCAGGAUGUGCAAAAUCUUCUGGAAAUUCAUCCAUGCUCUUCUCGGCUACUGGGGCUCAAUAAGCUUGGGUUUUCUGAUCCGGAGACUGCCACGGAUGAUCCAUCACAAGACCUAUGCGAGGCAAAUCCACCGACCUACCACUACCUUGUCCCUUCGGACCCAUUGUUGAAGGUGCUGUUGCGGCUGCUCUCGACCUUCCUAACUAAUGACACGGAGACGAAUCUCAGCUUGACAGAAGCACUUGUGGCUCUCCUAUCCUGUCCCUUCCUCCGGCUCGAGGGCCUGCUUGCCGUCAAUCCAACACAUUACUGCUUCUCACCCGCGGCCACUCCACCCAGUCACAGCCAUAGCGAUCACCGUCUCGAACAGCUCUACACCGCCCGCCGCCAGCCCACCUGGUCCCGCGACGCCACUCCCCCUAUCCUCUCGGUUCUGCAAUCUUUGCAACACCAGCUUGAGCUUCUAAGAAAGGAGAUACCAGACCUGGACCAACACAUCGAGUCUCGGAAACAAGCUUUCCACAUUCAUGAAGAGAUCAGUCAAGCCAUGGCCUCGGUCCCGGGUCCGACCCCACCAUCAGGCACCGCAACACCCAUAAAGCCCGGCAGCUGGACACCGCAGCUCCCAGCACAUGUAAGAACCAGCACGCCCAUGUCGGCAAGAUCGCAGUCGCCGAGAGGUACACCCGUGCGAGGGAGCAUGGACCGACAGCGUGUGCGGUUAGCCUCGCCAACCCCACCGCUGCCGAUUCUCGGUCUGAAGACGGUUGUGAGUCCGACAUCGUCGGUGUCUUCGACGGCACCGUCGAGGGCACUAUCGCCGGUGGGCAGCGCGUUGGUGCAGCCUAGUAUGGCCUUGGCGGAUGUCACAGGCGAUGCCGUUGAGGCUGCGGAUGUGGAGCUGUUAAAGCGGAAGAUCAGCUUUCCGCUCAGGGAAUCGGGAAUUGAGGAAGCGGGGGAUACGCAGGCUGGAGCGGAGAGAGGAAACCGAGCUGCUGGCGAUGAUGAGGGGCGAGAGACUCAAGACGGAUAUACUGAGAGUGUUGGGAUGGAGGCGGUGGAGACAGAAGAGGGGAAGGAGCAGGAGGGCAAAGAGGUUAGUCUCAGUCAUGUUCUGACGAACGUGGUCAUUCUACAGGGGUUUGUGCUGGAGCUUGUUGCGUUGUUGCAGGUGAGAGCGACGUUGUUUGAGGAGGUUAGGUAUACCUGA
This is a messenger RNA of Coniosporium apollinis CBS 100218, 2784 nucleotides long. RefSeq lists its product as uncharacterized. Lineage: Eukaryota; Fungi; Ascomycota; Dothideomycetes. The transcript is spliced from 5 exons. The coding region runs from base 1 to 2784 and encodes 927 amino acids. The record is from RefSeq and is a predicted model, not a curated record.